Messenger RNA from Medioppia subpectinata, 687 nucleotides. NCBI's taxonomy places the organism in Eukaryota, Metazoa, Arthropoda, Arachnida, Sarcoptiformes, Oppiidae. The record is from the annotation of a GenBank genome assembly.
AUGAGUCCCAACGAUUGGCGUCUGUAUCAGCGGCUGAAUCCCGUGCAGAAGGGUUGGGGCGAAAGGGGUGUCGCCGUACACCUCGACAACGACGAAGACAAGGCCCUCGCGAAGGAACAGUUCAAAUCGGGUGCUUUCGAUGUGUUCAUCUCCGACCGGAUCAGUCCUAACCGCACUCUACAGGACGCGCGUCCGUACGAGUGCUCUAAAGUGGACUACCCGUCGGAUGGGUUGGGUUCGGCCACUAUUGUGAUAAUCUACACGAACGAGAUCUGGUCGGCGCUGAUCCGCACGAUAUGGUCCGUGACCACCGGCUGGUUAGAGCCACUGUUGGCCCGCAUCGUUGACGACCUGCGCGACGUUAUCUGUCCGGUGAUUGACGUGAUAUCGGAUAAGACGUUGGAGUUCUUCGCGGGCAAUCCGUACUACGUCCAGGACGCGGCCCGCAAAGCGCCGACCAGAGCGGUGGUGUCGCCAACGAUGGCCGGCGGCUUCUUCGCCAUCGAUCCCCAGUACUUCUUCGAGAUCGGCUCCUAUGACGAGCGGAUGGAGAUCUGGGGCGGAGAGAAUCUGGAGCUCUCGUUCCGCGUGUGGCAGUGCGGCGGCCGUCUGGAGAUACACCCGUGCAGUCAUGUCGGCCACAUAUUCCGCGACUAUCAUCCGUACUCUUUCCAGGGAAAGGACACA